AUGUCCCUAAUUUCCAUAAUAUGCUCUCGCACACUUCUGAAAUUGUCGAAGGUUUUGCUUAAAAGCUUCUUCAUCAGGGAGCUUGCCAAUGUCUUAUCAGAACUAACAAGUUGUUCCUCAACGGCCUGGAUGAACUCUUUGGCAUUCUGGGAUAGUUCCCCUAAUGCCCUUAAUGACGGAGGUCCUAUGAUUGGAGGGCUAAGAGUUGUGCCUAAAAUCCAAAUCACAAAGGAAGCUCAACGAUCAUCUGCUCUCCCUAGUUGCCUCAAGACUACAAUCUCAUGCUCCAUCGCUCAACCGGAAACGCUUCAAAGUGUUCAAGGCAUCAUAUCAAAGCAGCUGUCCAUUGAUGAAACUACUGUGACCCCCCAAACCAAGUUUACCGAUUUGGGUGCUGAUUCACUUGACAUAGUGGAAAUUAUGAUGGCUCUGGAAGAGAAAUUUGAAGUGUCAAUUGGAGAAGGGGGUGCUGAGAAUAUCUCAACAGUUCAAGAUGCUGCUGACCUGAUUGAGAAAGUGAAGGCAACCUCAGCUUAG
This is a messenger RNA of Alnus glutinosa, 537 nucleotides long. RefSeq names its product acyl carrier protein 4, chloroplastic-like. The coding region runs from base 1 to 537 and encodes 178 amino acids. Gene Ontology annotation, molecular function: acyl carrier activity. NCBI's taxonomy places the organism in Eukaryota, Viridiplantae, Streptophyta, Magnoliopsida, Fagales, Betulaceae. The transcript has 4 exons. The record is from RefSeq and is a predicted model, not a curated record. Gene Ontology annotation, biological process: fatty acid biosynthetic process.